UCCGACUCUAUCAACGCUCACAGUUUGGCAGGUACACGUCAUCCUGUCCUCCCCACCUGAACUGCUCUCGUAUAUUAUGCCAGUUCCCCCCUCACCAGUCACUUAAUACACCGAAGCAGCUUUCGUUAUCGCCGCUUUCGUUAUUCUGCCUAUCGAUUCGGAGAUGGCUGCACACACGCUGUGGACGUUACAGGAAUAUACAGAGAUCCGAGCGGAGACAUUCUCUUAUUGAUGCCUCAGGGGGAGAAAGGAGGCUGACAUAGAUGGUUUACGUGCUGGUGACUUUUAUGGCUUCCCGUAGCCUCCCUUAGCGAUCGUUACUCCGAAUGCACGCAAGGUAGUGGAUACUCCAGCGGUAACAAUUUCAAAAUGUGUCUCCUUGCGUGUCUGAGUGAUUGUGUUGGUCGGAACGAACAAUGUGCUGAAGAGGGAUACAAUUAGCGGAUGCAAUCCACAGAUAUUCGAUCUUAUUCAGUGUGCAAGGCAUAUCACGUUUGGAGCUGGUUAAAGCUAUAUAAAUAUAGUCUCUAGUGACAGUCAUUAGACUUAUGCAUGCAAGAGAUGGACGAGGACAAAACUUACAGUUCCAUCCACACAUUUCGGUUGAGUGAUGCAGUGCUAAUAAGACCAGUUGCUCUUACCAGUGACAAUCCUUUACGAGGGAAGACAUGCCAUGAGUCAACAGACUGCUGCGGAACAAUUUUCAAGUGUACACUUGCCGAUGGCAUUGAUUUGUUUUCGGCUGUGUGAGCGAAACCACUAUGUUAUAGAUCUAUACUAGCUAUAGCUGCGGACGAAUAAACAAGCCAUCCAUUUUUUUGUGACAUGCAUUUGUAUUCUUGUGAGUAAGCAAUUGUCAUGUAGCCUAAUGAGGGACAAGGGUCGCUAUGGAAUGGUCUACACGCAGCUGCAACAGAACCAUGCAAAGAAAAGAUGCAAAUUAGGCCUUCCGACCGCCAUCCCCGUCAUUCUCUGUUGGAUUAUAGCUGUGCAGGUUUUAUUCAUGUUAUUCGGCGCCUCGACGUAUCAGUUUUCGUACGGGAUGAAGCGGAAUACUAAGGUCUACGAUGUGCUAAAUGGAAUUAACGGUUCGCUGUUAUCGAAUGCAACAACUCGAAACGCGGGUGAAAUUCUAGGCGACAUCGCGCCAACGGAACCUUACGUGCCCAUUCCCCCAAGACUUCAUCGCGAUCCCCAGGAGGCUUUAUAUUACAGACCGCGAAAGGAAUCGGUGAAUAUUCACAAUUUCACAUAUCUCAUCAACCCUGGGCCGUGUAGAGGAAGCGGAGUACCGUAUUUACUGGUGUUCGUCUUCAGUAUUUACAAUAAACAGGGCGUACGACAGGCGAUAAGGGAUACUUGGGGGAGUGUAGCAAGGACAGGGUAUUGGCCUGGUGAAGAAAUAAAGCACAAAGUGAGGGUUUAUUUUCUUCUAGGAAACUGUCCGCAAGCCUGGCGCGACAUCAUAAGAAACGAAAGUGGCGUAUACCGUGACAUCAUUCAAGAAGACUUCCAGGAAUCCUAUGCAAAUUUAACUAUCAAAUCCGUCAUGGCACUGAAGUGGACAAGGGUCUUUUGCCCGGAAGCAAACUAUGUAAUGAAAUCGGAUGACGAUAUGAUAAUAAAUAUUCCGGCUAUAUUAGAUUAUCUUGAUAAUCAUAAAGAUCUCGAGAACACAUUGAUCGGUGCUCUAAAUGGGAAGUCGAGGGUCUAUCGGGCUGGAAGAUGGGGAGUCUCAAGAAAAUCAUUCCCAUUCACGUUCUAUCCUCCAUACAUGGCAGGCAACGCGUACCUAAUGUCUGGUAAACUAGCAACUAAACUAUACGAGACUUCUAAAUACGUCGCCUUGAUAAAAAUCGAAGAUGUGUAUGUAACUGGAAUACUUCCCUAUGUUCUUGGCAAACAAGUUAAACAUAGAAAGCAUAAGGGCUUCUCGGACUGGUUGGGAAAAGUACCAAAUCACUGUGAUAUUAUGAAAAGAAGGAAACUGACUGCGACCAAGAUGACUGCUGAGAACUUGGCUACACCAGAUGCCAUCGCACACAUUUCGUCUCCUGAUGGCUUUCCCAGAGUCUGGCUCGAGACACUUAAUGACACCAGGGAGCCCUAAUAUGAAAUUGCCGUCGUCCCGAUGAAACUCAGCAUCGAUAUCAACCAGC
Lineus longissimus is the source of this 2159-nucleotide messenger RNA. Its product is annotated as beta-1,3-galactosyltransferase 1-like. Gene Ontology annotation, cellular component: Golgi membrane. The transcript has 2 exons. Gene Ontology annotation, molecular function: hexosyltransferase activity. The record is from RefSeq and is a predicted model, not a curated record. The coding region runs from base 869 to 2110 and encodes 413 amino acids. NCBI's taxonomy places the organism in Eukaryota, Metazoa, Nemertea, Pilidiophora, Heteronemertea, Lineidae.